GCCGCACUUUACGACCUCGCCGCACUUUACGGCAUCGCCGCAAAGCGGGGACGGAAGCGGCUAGCGGGAGGUUGCCGGGGAGCUCGGGCCGCCAUGGACCGGAGGAAGAAGCCGCUGGACGUGGCCGCCUCCUCCUUGGUAGAUCUCAAAGCAGAGCUCUUCCGCAAACAAGAAGAAUUCAAGAAAGAAAAGCUACUGAAAGAUGCAGGCAUCUUUGCAAAGCCCAAACCCUCCAACAAGAAACCAAGCAUCUGGACUAAACAAAACACAGGAGUUGCAAAACGAGCUGAGAAAGACAUUGAGCAGAAGGCAGAAGAGGAUCAAACCUUAGAUCAAUCAAGGAAGAAACUUGAAGAGAAAGCGAAGCUGUACGAGAAGAUGACAAAAGGCGAUUUCCCAGAUGAAGAAACUGAAGAUUUGUACCUGGUGGAUUUCACUCAGAAGAUCAUAGACAAACAGCGAGAAGUACAGGAACUGUAUCAGAACGAAGCUGCUAGACAGACUUUAGAAAAAGAGACAGAUGAUGAGGAAAUUGAACCAGAAAUGGAAAUACCACCGCCAGAGGACCCAGAUGAAGAAUGGGUUGAUUAUGUUGAUUCCUUGGGCCGAUCCAGACGCUGUAUGAAGAAGGACUUGCCAAGUAUACUUAAAAUGGAUCAGGAACUUCAAGGGAAAAGACUGGACCCUGAUGGGAACACGCUGUUAUCUGAAGAUAUGAAAAGAGAACUUCAGAGGCAGCAGUGGGAAAAAGAAGAAGAAGAAGCCCUCCGAAAACCCAUGGGGCCCAUUCAUUAUGAGGACAUUCGAGAAAACGAGGCCAGACAGCUUGGUGUUGGUUACUUUGCCUUUUCUCGUGACCAGGAUCUUAGGCAUAAACAACGGGCGACCCUGGAUAUGCUAAGAGAGCAGACACUGGAUCAAAGAACUAAACGAGAACAGUUAAAAGAAAAAAGGAAGGCAGCUCUAGAAUCAAGGCUGUCUAAACUUCGAGCACGGAAGGUGAAGAAGUUAAGGGAAGAAGGAUUAGAAGAAGAGGCAGAAAAACUGGAGAAUGGAGUAGAGGUGAAAGACACCACCAGCCCAGUACAAGCUGAGCCUGAAGUUCCAAGACCAAGCAGAAAGGUAGAGGUUGUCAUCCAGGAGAGAAGAGAUACGAAGCCUGGUGUGCCUUAUGUCCGUGAGUGGGAUAAAGGCAAAGAGUUGAUGUUUGGACAAUGGUCGAAGAAGCAGGAAGAACUUAGAGAUGAGCGAGAUCCUGAAUUUGCACCACCUUCUGAUUACUUUAUGGGACAAAAGAAGGACGAUAGUUACAGCAGCCAGAAUUUGAACAGUCCUGAGACCUCUCCUGGAAAAACAGAACCAGAAAUAUCAGAGGACCAAAAGAAGAUAUCAGUGCAGCCCAGUACCCACAGAGCUGAAGUCGUGCCGCCAUCUGUACAAGCGUACAGCAACAGUGUUCAAGGUGGGCCAGCACCAGCUGAGGCCACUGGCAGUGAUGCUGAAGAUGGAUCAACAUCGGCGGAGACUGACAGCAGUGACGAGCAGGAUGGGCUGCCGUCAGCACACCCCUACAUCUGUGGUGCUCAGAACAUGCUGCCAUCAAUGCCAGCUUAUGGCUACGGUGCUCAUCAUGUGCUGCCACCAAUGCAGCCUUAUGGCUACGGCGCUCCGCAUAUGAUGCCACCAAUGCAGCCUUACAGCUAUGGCACUCCACAUAUGAUGCCACCAAUGCAGCCUUAUGGCUACGGCACUCCAAAUGUGCCAUUUUCAAUGCACGCUUACGGCUACGGAACCCAGGAUGCAGCACAACCAGUGCAGGCCUGUGGCUGCAGCACUCAGGAUGCAGCACAACCAGUGCAGGCCUGUGGCUGCAGCACUCAGGAUGCAGCACAACCAGUGCAGGCCUGUGGUUGCAGCACUCAGGAUGCAGCUCAACCAGUGCAGGCCUGUGACUGCAGCGCCCAGGAUGCACCUCCUCCAGGGCAGACAUACAGUGGUGACAAGCAAAAUCAGGAGCCACUUUACCAAAGUUUAGAUGAUAUGCUGUCUUAUUACAGACAAGUGACUUGAACUGAGUAAAACAAUAAACAAGAACUGUGAUUUAAA
Tympanuchus pallidicinctus (lesser prairie-chicken) is the source of this 2106-nucleotide messenger RNA. RefSeq names its product coiled-coil domain containing 174 (gene CCDC174). Lineage: Eukaryota; Metazoa; Chordata; Aves; Galliformes; Phasianidae. The transcript has 11 exons. Bases 94 to 2070 code for a protein of 658 amino acids. The record is from RefSeq and is a predicted model, not a curated record. Gene Ontology annotation, cellular component: nucleus.